AUCCGUUUAGAUGCAAACCAAGGACAAGUGGGAUUAAGCUGAACGUUACAGCGUGACACUGAAUAUAAAUUGAAAUUUGACUCGGUCAGUAGGAUGAGAGAAAUGCAGCGUUCAACGUGAACCGUUAUUCUAGUAAUAGAAUUACCAGCCGGAUUUGGAUCUUUUUCUAAUCGGUUUUCCGUCUCAUCGCCUGAUUGAGCUGCAAGUAUGGAUGAGGACAAUCAAGUACCUGAGGACCUGUCGUUGGAAGAAAGGGAUGAGCUGACAAAUAUCCGACGCAGGAAAAAAGAACUACUGGACGACAUUGAGCGGUUGAAGUUUGAGAUUGCGGAGGUGAUGACCGAGAUCGAGCAGCUCACCUGUGUUGGAGAGAGCAAAACCACUCAAAGAAACAAACAAAUUGCCAUGGGAAGAAAGAAAUUCAACAUGGAUCCCAAAAAGGGGAUACAGUUUCUGCUAGAGAAUGACCUCCUGCAGCACACGCCUGAAGACAUAGCCCAAUUCCUCUACAAAGGCGAGGGCCUAAACAAAACUGUCAUCGGCGAUUACUUAGGAGAACGGGAUGACUUCAACAUUAAAGUGCUCCAAGCCUUUGUAGAGCUUCAUGAAUUUGCAGAUCUUAAUCUUGUCCAAGCAUUAAGGCAAUUUCUGUGGAGCUUCAGGCUACCAGGUGAGGCACAGAAAAUCGAUAGGAUGAUGGAGGCCUUUGCAUCCCGAUACUGCCAAUGCAACCCUGGAGUCUUCCAGUCCACAGACACGUGUUAUGUGCUGUCCUUUGCCAUCAUCAUGCUGAACACCAGCCUUCACAACCCUAAUGUCAGAGAUAAACCAGCUGUGGAGCGCUUCAUUUCCAUGAACAGAGGCAUAAACGAGGGAGGAGAUUUACCCGAAGAGCUGCUUCGAAAUUUGUACGAGAGCAUUAAAAGUGAACCCUUCAAGAUCCCUGAGGAUGACGGCAACGACCUGACCCACACAUUCUUUAACCCUGACCGAGAAGGAUGGCUGCUCAAGCUAGGAGGAAGAGUAAAAACCUGGAAGAGAAGGUGGUUCAUUUUAACAGACAACUGCUUGUACUACUUUGAGUACACAACGGAUAAAGAGCCACGGGGGAUCAUUCCUCUGGAGAACCUUAGUAUCCGAGAAGUGGACGAGCCGAGGAAACCUAACUGUUUUGAGCUGUACAAUCCCAGCCACAAGGGCCAAGUAAUAAAAGCAUGCAAGACAGAGGCUGAUGGUCGUGUGGUGGAAGGGAACCACGUGGUCUACAGGAUAUCAGCACCAACACCGGAAGAGAAAGAGGAGUGGAUCAAAUCCAUCAAAGCCAGCAUCAGCAGGGAUCCUUUCUACGACAUGCUGGCCACUAGGAAGCGGCGCAUUGCCAACAAGAAGUGAGAUGCGGUACAUACGGUUUCCUGGAACAGCUCAUGAAUAGCCACCUCACAUGAGCCCUUGUGUUAUCGAGCAGGGAUGAUAAACUGUGUCACAUGAGCUGUUCCUUCACCCUUUCACCCCAUCUCUUUCCUCUUCGUGUUGGAGCAAAAAAAGAAAUGAGCACGAGAGUCCAGACAAUUAUGGAUUGUAAUGCUCCUCCUCCAUCAUUGUGUUCUGCAGUUACUAACCGGCCCCUGCUGACGUGAUUAGUAAGAGUAAGAAUCUUGGUGUGGUCGGUUUGGAUUAUGGAAAGAACCUUAUGCCAGCUGGUGGCAGCAGCUUUUAUUCAUUAUUAGACAAAGUGUUUAUUGUGAAAGGUUUUUCUUGCUCUGAUCAAACUGAGAGCUAAAGCGCACUCCAAUCACAAAGACAUUUAUUGUCACUAUGGUGCUGAAUCAGUAUCUGCCUGUGCCAUUCGUUACAGAAAAACAGCAUAAAAAGCUUGAAACGUUUAUGUUGUAAAUGUGGGAAUGCUAUUUUAACAGUAUGUUACAGUCUAAAGUCAGCUGGUCUGAUUUAUUUAAUCUGACAGCAUUAGGAUUAAAUAUGUGGUGCAUUCUUUAAACUUUAUUUUUUAUUAUUAUAAUUUAACUGGUUUCAGUUAUAAUUUCUGAGAGCUGAUUGAAUACCACAAAGCUAAAGGCUUCACUAAACUAAAUAACAUGGGGCAAAUAAGGCCAAUCAACAUGUCUAGGACAUACUCAGGACACAGAGUUGUUUUUGUAGUUUAUUAAAGUUAUGUACACCUAAACCCUGUUAUUAAAUGAAAAUGGAAUUUUCAGACUGCACCUAAAAAUAGACUAGACAGCCAUAUUAAGUAACUGGUCUACCUCCAGGUUGUACUAGUGUGCCAACAUCAGUGCAGUCCUCUGGUUUAAAUCAUGUGUGCAUUUUAUUGUAAUACAUGACUGCAUGCAACAAGAAUCAUGGAUCAUUCAAACCAUGGAAAAGAUCGCAAAGAGAACUUCAAGUGAGGUUUCACCUAAGUAAAAUGGCUCUUAAUUAAUAAAUUAUACAUAUAUAAAGUAAGUAUAUAUAUAAAAACUGUUUCUGUUUUUGUCUUUGUAAAAACACAUAAUGAUGCCCAACCCUGAACAAGCCCAGAACAAGUACUGUAUACAGAUUAAUGAUGUGCCCUAAAAGACUGAAGGAAUAUUAUUAUUAUUAUUAUUAUUAUUAUUAUUAUGUGAGUGAUUUUGGAUAGCUGACUGGGUGAAAUACAGGGUUUGGGUACAUUAUGUUCUAGUGGUUUUAGCCCAGGGCACAUUAAGCCUCACGGUAGCCUUAUGUAUCACUCCUCUCGGAGUAUAUGUGCUGCCCUGGGAUCUCUUGCUUUACUAAUGGAUUAAAUCAUAUGAACAAGAGGAAAUUUAUGUUAGAUCAGCAUUUUCUUUCUGAAAUGUUUAAUGUAAAAGAUAAAAUGUUCACUAAGUGUAUUGAUGUGAUGCAAAUGCAAUUUUCCAUUAGCUAAAACUUGCUUGCUUUUA
Trichomycterus rosablanca is the source of this 2918-nucleotide messenger RNA. It is a transcript of the gene cyth3b, whose product is annotated as cytohesin 3b. The coding region runs from base 208 to 1392 and encodes 394 amino acids. Lineage: Eukaryota; Metazoa; Chordata; Actinopteri; Siluriformes; Trichomycteridae. Gene Ontology annotation, molecular function: guanyl-nucleotide exchange factor activity. Gene Ontology annotation, biological process: regulation of ARF protein signal transduction. The record is from RefSeq and is a predicted model, not a curated record. The transcript is spliced from 13 exons.